AUGAACUGGAGAGAGAUGGAAUUCAAUUGGAUCCGAGCGAUAAUUCUGGUGAUUUUAAUAGGCUCUGAUACAGCCGUAUCUGUCUAUCAACGAUAUUUCGUCGAUAGGGUGGACAGGGUAUUUCGAAAUAAGAAAGAUAGGGGAGAUGUGAAAUUGAAGCUUUUCAUCGUUGUGUAUUUACUCGACAUCGGCUCAGUAAAAGGAAGUUUUCUAGUCAUGGGAUUGGGAGGAUGUCCUGGGAUGUCGCUUCAUAUUUAUGAACAAGUGAGGCAGGAAAGUAAGGUAAAGGCUCAGCAGUAA
Messenger RNA from Haemonchus placei, 300 nucleotides. NCBI's taxonomy places the organism in Eukaryota, Metazoa, Nematoda, Chromadorea, Rhabditida, Trichostrongylidae. The record is from the annotation of a GenBank genome assembly.